Messenger RNA from Pocillopora meandrina, 972 nucleotides. Lineage: Eukaryota; Metazoa; Cnidaria; Anthozoa; Scleractinia; Pocilloporidae. The record is from the annotation of a GenBank genome assembly.
AUGGCGGGCAUCUGGAAGUUAGCAGGACCUCUGUCAACUGUAGCUGCUGGUGCUGGUGGCAUUUUCCUGCUGAGAAAUUACUUCGCUGGAGGAGUUUGUAAUUGUAAAGAGAAACUAAAUGGUAAGACAGUAAUCGUCACUGGGGCAAACACAGGAAUCGGGCGAGAAACAGCCUUAGAUCUCGCCCGAAGGGGCGCCCGUGUAAUCCUAGCUUGCCGAGACCUCGACAAGGCAAACACUGCUGCUAAAGAAAUACGAAAAACAACAGGAAAUGACAAGGUAUUCGUGAAAGUGCUCGAUCUUGCGUCGCUUAAGUCAGUGAGAAAAUUCGCGGAGGAAUUCCAUCAAACUGAAGAUCGACUAGACAUCCUUAUCAAUAAUGCAGGCAUCAUGCGUUGUCCAUAUUGGAAAACAGAAGAUGGCUUUGAGAUGCAACUCGGCGUCAAUCACUUGGGCCACUUCCUUCUGACAAAUCUCCUGUUAGACAUGCUGGAAAGAUCACAACCAAGUCGCAUCAUUAAUGUCAGUUCUCUAGCGCACGUGAGAGGGAAGAUUCGCUUUGAUGAUUUGCAAAGCGAACAAGAGUACAGCCCAAGUUCCGCCUACUCACAGAGUAAACUUGCUAAUGUCUUGUUCACUCGCGAAUUGAGCAAACGCCUGGAAGAUACCGAUAUUUUAGUCGCUGCUGUACACCCUGGUGUUGUGAAAACCGAAUUAACUCGUCAUACAACUUUUGCGAAGUCCAAAAUCGCGUCUUUGACUCUGGCUCCGCUUGCGUGGUUGUUUUUCAAGACUUCUCUUCAGGGAGCACAAACAACAAUUUUUUGUGCUGUAGCAGAUGAUGUUGAGUCUGGACUGUACUACAGUGACUGCAAGCCUAAGGAACCAGCUGAUCAGGGAAAAGAUGAUAGAGCAGCUAAAAAGCUGUGGGAAGUUAGCGCAGAUUUGGUUGGUCUAGAAAAAACUAUUUGA